Molecule: messenger RNA, 5919 nt
Organism: Fukomys damarensis (Damara mole-rat)
Lineage: Eukaryota; Metazoa; Chordata; Mammalia; Rodentia; Bathyergidae
Gene: Elp1
Product: elongator complex protein 1
Exons: 37
Coding region: 619-4617 (1332 amino acids)
Biological process (GO): tRNA wobble base 5-methoxycarbonylmethyl-2-thiouridinylation
Cellular component (GO): elongator holoenzyme complex; cytosol
Molecular function (GO): tRNA binding; protein binding
Source: RefSeq, a predicted model, not a curated record
UAUCCAUGGAGAUCUCCUGCGCCACCCUUCGGGCCCUCCAGGACCCGAGCGCUUCCGCUCUGCCUGGCUGACUGCGAGAAUGGCCUUCCGGCGCGCGGCUGGCGUCGUACGCACGCGCACGGCUCCCUGGCUCAGGCUCCGCCCACCUCCACUGAUGACUACGCUUUGGGGUUCGGUGGCAAAGUAAAGGUUCAAAUACAAUAGGGAGAGCGAAAGACGGAGGGACAGGAGAGGGCAAUCAGCGCAGUCCCUCUACCUCCACACGGCCAGGGCUCCAGGAAAGGCCAUUGCGAUUGUCUCGGGAACCGGCCACGCCCUGCUCUGCGUGACGUCACGGCCGCGCCUGCUCGCUCCUGCGCCUCAGUGGCUCCGAUUCCCUCCGUGGCUCUGGUGUGUGUUCCCGCAUGUCCAAGGCCUCUGGGCCCGGAAUCCAGUGAAUUCUGUGAGCGCUCUGGAGCCUCGGACAGAGAGGCGCGUUCUCAGUCUUGGACUGGCUUCCUGAGUACGGCUGGGUGUGACGGGAAGGCGGGGGCAGACGCUGGGGGGACCGCGGCGCAGCUUUGGCAUUAAUGGUUCAUUGAGGGAAAUUUGUACCUUUCUCUCAGGAAUUGCUUCAUCAUGCGAAAUCUAAAGUUGCUUCGGACUCUGGAGUUCAAGGAUAUUCAAGCAUCAGGGAAACCUCAGUGCUUCUCACUCCGAACUGAACAGAAUACUGUGCUCAUUGGUUCAGAAUGUGGACUGAUAGAAGUAGAUCCUGUCACAAGAGAAGUGAAAAAUGAAAUUUCUUUGGUGGCAGAAAGCUUUCUUCCAGAGGAUGGAAGUGGCUGCAUUGUUGGUAUUCAAGACUUGCUAGAUCAGGAGUCUGUGUGUGUGGCCACAGCCUCUGGAGAUGUUAUACUUUGCAAUCUCAUCACACACCAGCUGGAAUGUGUUGGGAGCGUGGCCAGUGGCAUCUCUGUCAUGAGCUGGAGUCCUGACCAAGAGCUGGUGCUCCUUGCCACAGGUCAGCAGACUCUGAUUAUGAUGACAAAAGACUUUGAACCAAUCAUGGAGCAGACAGUCCACCAGGAUGAUUUUGGAGAAAGCAAGUUUGUCACUGUUGGAUGGGGUAAGAAGGAGACACAAUUCCAUGGAUCAGAAGGCAGGCAAGCAGCCUUUCAGAUGCAAAUGCAUGAGUCUGCUUUACCCUGGGAUGACCAUAGAACACAAGUUACCUGGCGUGGUGAUGGACAGUUUUUUGCUGUGAGUGUUGUUUGUCCAGAAACAGGAGCUCGGAAGGUCAGAGUAUGGAACCGGGAAUUUGCUUUGCAUUCUACCAGUGAGCCUGUGGCAGGUCUGGGACCAGCCCUAGCCUGGAAACCCUCAGGCAGUUUGAUUGCUUCUACACAAGAUAAACCCAAUCAGCAAGAUGUUGUGUUUUUUGAGAAAAAUGGACUUCUUCAUGGUAACUUUAUGCUUCCCUUCUUCAAGGAUGAAGUUAAGGUGAAUGACUUGCUCUGGAAUGCAGAUUCCUCUGUGCUUGCUGUUUGGCUAGAAGACCUUCAGAGUGAAGAAAAUCCUGCUUUGAAAACCUAUGUUCAACUUUGGACUAUUGGAAACUAUCAUUGGUAUCUCAAACAAAGUCUGCCCUUCAGCACCAGUGAGAAGAGCAAGAUUGUGUCUCUUAUGUGGGAUCCAGUGACCCCAUAUCGGCUGCAUGUUCUCUGUCAGGGCUGGCAUUACCUCUGCUAUGACUGGCACUGGACGACUCACCGGAGCUUGGGAGAUAACUCAAGUGACUUGGCAAAUGUGGCUGUCAUUGAUGGAAAUAAGGUGUUGGUCACAGUCUUCCGACAGACUGUGAUUCCACCUCCCAUGUGCACAUACUACCUGCUGCUUCCACAUCCAGUGAAUCAAGUCAUGUUCUCUGCACACUCAAAAAAAAGUAAUGACCUUGCUGUCCUAGAUGCCAGUAACCAGGUUUCUAUCUACAAAUGUGGUGAUAGUGUAAGUAUGGACCCCACUGUGAAACUGGGCGCUGUGGGUGGAAGUGGAUUUAAAGUUCCUCUUAGAACACCUCAUCUGGAAAAGAGAUACACAAUUCAGUUUGAGAAUGGUGAAGAUCAAGAAGUAAACCCACUGAAGCUCACCCUUCUCACCUGGAUUGAAGAAAACAGUUUCCUGGCUGUAAGCCACAGUCAGGUCAGCCCACGGUCUGCUGUUCACCGUUUGACUAUAGCCUCUUCUGAGGUGGCUGAGGAGCAAGGGCAGCUCACCCUCAGCUCAUCUGUGACAGUGGAGGGGAUUAUAAUCACUCUGUGUUGCAGUUCCAAGACCAAAUCGGUAGCAUUGCAGCUGGCUGAUGGCCAGAUACUUAAGUGUCUUUGGGAGUCACCUUCUUUGGCUGUUGAACCAUGGAAGAGCCCUGGUGGAUUUCCUGUCCGAUUUCCUUAUCCAUGCAUACAGACUGAAUUGGCUGUGAUUGGAGGAGAGGAAUGUGUCCUUGGUCUGACUGACAGGUGUCGCUUUUUCAUCAGUGACACUGAGGUUGCAUCAGAUAUCACAUCAUUCACACUAUAUGAUGAGUUUUUAUUGUUGACAACCCAUUCUCAUACCUGCCUGUGUUUUUCCCUGAGAGAUACUUCAUUAAAAACAUUGCAGGCAAGUCUAUGCAGUAGUCAUGUGGCUAACGGGGAAGUUCUGCGGAAGGUGGAGAGGGGUUCACGGAUUGUCACAGUUAUGCCCCAGGAUACAAAGCUUAUAUUACAGAUGCCAAGAGGGAAUUUAGAAGUUGUUCAUCAUCGAGCCCUGGUUUUAGCUCAGAUUCGGAAGUGGUUGGACAAGCUGAUGUUUAAAGAAGCUUUUGAAUGCAUGAGAAAACUGAGAAUUAAUCUCAAUCUGAUUCAUGACCAUAACCCUAAGGUAUUUCUUGAAAAUGUGGAAACCUUCGUUAGACAGAUAGAUUCUGUAAAUCAUAUUAACUUGUUUUUCACAGAAUUGAAGGAAGAAGAUGUCACAAAGACCAUGUACCCUCCUCCACUUUCCAGCAGCGCCCAUCUGUCCAUGGAUCCUGCCAAGAAAAACCUUGACAUUAUCUGUGAUGCAAUGAGAACAGCCAUGGAGAGCAUCAACCCUCACAAGUACUGCCUAUCAAUACUCACAUCUCAUGUGAAGAAAUCUACUCCAGAACUAGAAAUUGUGCUACAGAAGGUACACGAGCUUCAAGAGAAUGGUUCAUCUGUUCCUGAUGCUGUGAGUGCAGAAGAGGCCUUGAAGUAUUUGCUCCUUCUGGUAGACGUUAAUGAAUUGUAUGAUUAUUCUCUUGGGACCUAUAACUUUAAUUUGGUCAUCAUGGUAGCUGAAAAGUCACAGAAGGAUCCCAAAGAGUAUCUUCCAUUUCUUAAUACGCUUAAGAAAAUGGAAACUAAUUACCAGAGGUACACUAUAGACAAAUACUUAAAACGAUAUGCAAAAGCUAUUGUUCACCUCAGCAAGUGUGGACUCCAAUACUUUCAAGAAUGCUUAAAUUUAAUAAAAGACAAAAAUUUGUAUAAGGAAGCUCUGAAGUUAUAUCUACCCAACUCACAGCAGCACAAGGCCAUCUGCCUUGCUUAUGGGGAGCACCUGAUACAAGAGCACCAGCAUGAGACAGCGGGGCUUGUGUUUGCCCGCUCUGGUGCCUACAGGGAAGCUCUCUCAGCCUUUCUGACUUGUGGAAGCUGGCAGCAAGCCCUCUGUGUGGCAACCCAGCUUCACUUGUCCAAGGACCAGGUGGCUGACCUAAGUAGGACUCUGGCAGGAAAGCUAGUUGAGCAGAGAAGAUACAAUGAGGCAGCCAUAGUUCUGGAACAGUAUGCCCAGGAUUAUGAAGAAGCUGUGCUCUUGCUGUUAGAAGGAACUGCCUGGGAGGAAGCUCUGAGACUGGUAUACAAAUAUAACAGACUGGAUAUUAUAGAAACCAACAUAAAGCCUUCCAUUUUAGAAGCCCAGAAAAAUUACUUGGCUUUUUUGGAUGCUCAGACUACCACAUUCAGUCGCCAUAAAAAACGCUUGCUGGUGGUUCGGGAGCUCAAGGAGCAAGCCCAGCAGCUGAAUCCAGAUUGUGAAGUGCCCUGUGAUCAAGAGUCAGACCUCUUCUCUGAAACUAGCAGCGUUGUGAGUGGCAGCGAGAUGAGUGGCAAAUACUCCCAUAGUAACUCCAGGAUAUCAGCGAGAUCUUCUAAAAAUCGCCGCAAAGCAGAGCGGAAGAAGCAUAGCCUCAAAGAAGGGAGUCCACUGGAGGACCUGGCCCUUUUGGAGGCAUUGCAUGAAGUGAUACAAAGCAUUGAAAAAUUGAAAGAUGAAGUACAUCGUAUUUUAAAGGCACUCUUUCUCUUUGAGUUUAAUGAGCGAGGAAAGGAAUUACAGAAGGCUUUUGAGGGUACUUUGCAGCUAAUGGAAAGCUCACUUCCAGAAAUUUGGACUCUCACCUACCAGCAGAAUUCAGCCAUCCCUGUUCUAGGUCCCGGUUCUACUGCAAAUAGUAUCAUGGCCUUUUAUCACCAGCAGAAGACUUCAGUUCCUGUCUUUGAUGCUGAGCUUUUCAUACCACCGAAGAUCGACAGAAGAACCCAGUGGAAACUGAGCCUGCUAGAGUGACUGAUGCAGUAGAAAGGCUCCAGCAAAUACCAGUUCCUUCUUGUUCUUAGUUGUCCUUCCAUCCUUGCUUCUGGAAGCCUGAGAACUGAGAAGUGUGAUAAUCAGCAUUGCCUACAGCUGCUGUGUGCACCAGCCUGCAGCGGACCCCAGGCAAUUAUAUUCUUAUUUUGGUGUACAUCUCAAUCACUAGCAAAACAUUAAGCUUUAGCCAACAUGUCAUAAGUUUUAAAGAAGUAUUGUUCUUGUAUUUAGUGCCGUUUGAGAGCAUGAUAACUCUAUUUAUAAUAAUCGCAAGAGUUGGGUCUUAAUUCCCAGUUACAGAUUUGAUUGAUAUUGGGACUGUGGACAAGUCACAUAACUGAUUUGUACCUCAGUUCUUUUCUGUUAGUAGGGAUUAAUGUUACAUGGCUUCUACCUCAGAAAUAUGAAGACAAAAUAAUGUUUCUAAAUUGUUUUAUGUUACUGGAAGAGAUUAUUAUAAACAACAGGCUAUCAGUGGUAUCAUUCUUUGUCAGAUGUAAUCACUUUAUUGGCUUCUUUUCAUCUUAAACAAACAGACAAACAAAAAACAACAAAAAGUCAAAUGUAUCACCUUGCCCAGUUUGUAUACUUCCAGUUUUCAUUAGGCUGGGCCUCUGUUCACUGUUACAGGCACUGUUUUAUUGUCUGUAUGUUCUGCUACAAAAUCAGUUGUGUUAGAGCUGGAACAGAUUAGAAUUUAUGAAAUACUAUCAGACACAUUUGGUACAGGUGAGCUGUUGCCUCAACCUUCACAGCGUAGGGUCUGGAAACUUGGGAGUGUGAUGGAAGAUGAAAAUUGGAAAAUAAGAAAGAAGGAAAAAUUAUGCUUUAUAGCUGGGACCAGGUGGACCAUAGCCUGAUGAGCUAAUGGCCACCUGGAGUCCAGCAUACUCUUUAUUUAUAGUGUAGGAAGGUAGGGUAACUAGUGCCACAUGGCCCACGUGACCUAUGUGGCCUAGGCUGAAUGUGAUUGUCUCAUGAUCAGAGCAUGUGCAGAAAAAGAACAAGGAUGCAUAAUAUAAUAGUCUCCUGGGGCUGUGCCAUCCACGAUCUACAAGUUUAUAGUCAGUCUGUUUGACUAGCUAGUCUAUGGAGGAGAAAGGGAGUAGGGCUUAGGUGAAGGACCAUUUUCAGGCUCUGCCUGUGGCAAGCAGUGCACAUUUUAUGGCAUUCAUAGUUGGAAAUUGUUCAUUAUUGUUCAAAUACUGCUUCCCUAACUGAAAUUUUUUUUCAGUGUCUAGGCCAUUUUAUCUGGUGUUUUUUGGGGGGUAGGGGGAUGAA